Molecule: messenger RNA, 786 nt
Organism: Radiomyces spectabilis
Lineage: Eukaryota; Fungi; Mucoromycota; Mucoromycetes; Mucorales; Radiomycetaceae
Exons: 3
Coding region: 1-786 (261 amino acids)
Source: RefSeq, a predicted model, not a curated record
AUGCUGAAGUAUAGUCUCGCGUUACUCGCCGUGUUUGCCUCGACCGCUUUUGCCUGCGAACCUGAAUGUCGUCGUGGUCUGGCUGCCGACUUUACCGUGCAAUACGAGCCCGUUGUCCGAAUGACACUCGACAACCUUCAAUCCGAGUUGUCAAAGUCCUUAUCCAAUUUCACAUUUCCUGACCAAAUCCGUUCCGUGGUUCCUGAAGAUGAAUUUCGUAAUGGCAUCGGAUCUGCUGUCAAAAAUACGUUGGAACAGUAUUCACAACUCGCAGCGGGGCAACGCUUAGAAAAAGAUAUCUACAAUGUCAUGUUUAACGAAGACAAACCCUUCAAAGGCGACUGCAACCAUCCCAAAAGGGUCGAUAGAAGAAUGCCUCCUCCCGGUGACUCAUGGACUCGCGAUGAAUGCGUAAAGAUGGAUUAUAUUUGUGGCAAUCCCCCUUCUAUUUGUCAUUUCCUGGACGACAUCAAGGGUCGCAUCGUCAAGCGCAUGAAAGAAAGAAUGCAAGCAGAUGCUUCUUACGAUAACGGUUGGCUUGUUCGUAGCUUGCUCCAGGAUUUAAGGUACUCGGUGAAUAACUCGCUGAACAAGUACGGUGCCGGUUCCAUGGUAGAAGAUCCCAGCGUGAACAAUAUCGUUAAGAGCCUCGUGAACAAUUCCUUAAGGUCGCUUGAUGCGUGGGUAGACAGCGAUGUGAAAUCAUUAUGUACUACAUCAAGUGAGCAUGACGUCUGUGAUGGCUGGGAUGAAGUGAUUAUUCCCAAGAUUUUGCAGUGGCCUUAA